AUGCGCGCGCCGGCCGCGCCGCACCUGCAGCAGCACCGCCGCGCGGCGCCCGUGCCGGUCGCGGCGGCGGCGGCGGCGCAGCGGCCCGCGGCGCAGGUGGAGCGGGAGCAGCAUGCGCUGCUGCUGCACCAGCUGAUGCUCGAACGCGAGCGCGCCGUCCGCGCGGCCGCCGCCGCCGCGGCGGCCGCGCAGCAGCAGCAGGAGGAGCAGGAGGAGCGGGAGCGGCAGCAGAAGCUGGCGCUGCAGCAGCGGCUGUUGGAAGAGAUCAUCCAGCAGCGCGCCGCGCGCGCUGCUGCCCCGCAGCAGCAGCAGCCGCCGCAGCAGCAGCAGCAGCCGCGCCUGGCGCUGCCGCGCGCGCCGCUGGCGCCCCUGCCCGGCGACGGGAGCGAGGCGGUCUCGGUGAUGGGGGAAUACCUGGCGGGCCUGCGCCCAGACCUGCCGCCCGGCGUCCUGCCGCCCGGCGCGCUCUCCGCGCUUCCCACUGCGCCCGACGGCCGCCAGAUCGACCUGCGGCGCCUCUUCUCAUCCGCCGUGGCGCGGGGCGGCCACCUGUGGGUGACGCUGCUCGGCCGCUGGGGGGAGGUCGGCGAGGAGCUGGGCGUGGGCGGGGCGGAGGCCGGCGCGGCGCUGCAGGCGGCGUACGAGCGGCUGCUGCUGCGGUUUGAGCGGAUGUAUGAUGCGGAGGGGUACCUGCGCGCGACGGGGCGGCCGUCGCCGAUCGCCGUCGCGGAGGCCGCCGCCACCGCCGCCGCCGCGCCGCGCCCGCCGGCGGCGUCCGUCCUCGGGCGCGCGGGGCAGCUGCAGACGAUGCGCGCGCUGCUGCUGGCGCGCAACUGA
Molecule: messenger RNA, 837 nt
Organism: Monoraphidium neglectum
Lineage: Eukaryota; Viridiplantae; Chlorophyta; Chlorophyceae; Sphaeropleales; Selenastraceae
Exons: 2
Coding region: 1-837 (278 amino acids)
Molecular function (GO): DNA binding
Source: RefSeq, a predicted model, not a curated record